Chlorella variabilis is the source of this 726-nucleotide messenger RNA. RefSeq lists its product as hypothetical. The record is from RefSeq and is a predicted model, not a curated record. Gene Ontology annotation, molecular function: mRNA binding; single-stranded RNA binding; protein binding. Lineage: Eukaryota; Viridiplantae; Chlorophyta; Trebouxiophyceae; Chlorellales; Chlorellaceae. The transcript has 5 exons. Gene Ontology annotation, biological process: regulation of translation; mRNA processing. The coding region runs from base 1 to 726 and encodes 241 amino acids.
AUGCUGGUCAAGGGAUGCAUGGGAGCUGGCAGCCGGCAGAGGAGCCCCCAGGCAGCUCCCCGGUGCCUGCAAAGCCUGGGCGCCGCCCGGUGUGUGGCCAGCAGCGCCGGCGCCACCCGCCCACGCGGCACGCGCUCGACAGCUGCAGCCAGCGGCAACCAACCGGCGGGGCCCAGCAGCAGCAGCAGUAGCUCCAGCGGCAAGCCCAGCGGCCUGGGCGUGGGCGUGCCAACCCAGCAUUACUUUGCGACGCGUCAGCAGCCCACUGUGGUGGGCGGCACCGGCAACUGCGGCGGCAGCUGCACCACCCGUGCGCUCGUGCUGUACACAAAGGGGCUCGAGUAUGCCAGGAAUGAGCAGUGGGACGUAGCUCGUCGCGUGUUUGAGAAGACGGUGCAAGAGUGCCCGGCAUUCGUCAAACCCUGGGUGUCGUGGGCGCAGAUGGAGAAGCGCUGCAUCCCUUGCGGCGACGACCGCCGCUGGGCCAACUGCCGCACCGUGCUGCAGCGCGGCCUGCUGCACAACCGCGACGCGCCGGCGCUGCUGCAGGCCUGGGGCCUCAUGGAGAUGCAGCGCGGCAACCUGCUGGGCGCCAUCCUGCUGCUGGACCGCAGCGCCGCGCUGGAGCCCCGCAACCGACCUGUGCUGCGCUGGAAGCCGGUGGUGGAGGCGCGGCAGACGGUGGGUGCGCGGCGCGGCCCCAAGGCACCACCCGACAGCAACUGA